CCAACAUAAGCUAUGCCUGGGGCAAAAUUUGAUUGAUUUGUCUGUUUUAUAGGUGAUGAAUUUUGAUAUUGACAACAUAUUUAUUAUAUAUUACCCACCGUUGCUGCCAUAACCACCAAAAAAGCCACGACCUCUCCCACCAAACCUACCGAUCUGCCUCUCCCACCAAAAAAGCCACCGUUGCUGCCGAAGACAGAGACGCCUCUCCCACCAAACCCACCGAAAUUGAUUUACAUGGAUAGAGGUAAUGAACUUGAACCAAAGAAAUUGAUUUACAUGGAUAGAGCCUAGAGGUGACGAAUGAUACAAGUGUAACCAACAGAUGCAACAAACGUAGACGCGCUUUAGGAACUGAUUACAAUUUUUAUGCACUAAAGCCCUGUCUUGGAUCACUUCACAGCUCAAAAGAUUAAACCAUAAUCAUCCACCGAACAAAUUCCUACCACUUUACAUUUCAACAGCCAAAUUAUUGUUUCAACCAAAGAUUUGUUCCUCCUAAUAUGAACUUCAGAAACCAAAGCUUCAACGGAAUCCGGCAACCAUCUGACAGCAUGAGUCUUUAAUGCCUCCCCAAUGGGGUUUUCAAGGUCACAUUCAUGAUACAGAGAAAACAUUGAUGGCGGUGGUGGUUGGCCGAUGGCGUAAAAAAAAAAACACACACACACACACACGCACAAAAUGUCAUUGAGAAGGAUGAGCAGGAAGCUUCACGAAACUGGUCUCUCAACGCCGGACUAAACUUGGUCUGCUCCGGCGAGCCAUUGGUCCACCCAUUUUCUGUGUGCCACCAAGCAAUUGGCAGAUUCAUUUAAUCCGGUUGAUUCCUCCGCUUCUACUGUGCCUCUUUUGUUUGCAAUCAAAGACACAACAGUGGCGGUCGUCAAGCAUACGACAUGGGUCGCACAUCCAAUUGGAUUACUGCAAGUAUAGUCCUGUGUCGCAUCUUGUAAAGAGACUUGAAAUAUUUGAACAACAGUGAGCUUCACGAAUUCUUCGGGAAAGGACAUGAAAACACAGCUUGCCGCCGAUGAUAGAGAGUCGACUUCGUCUUCUCCGAUUCGCCUCUGGUUCAAGUUGAUUUGGGUAUAUUAUUGGUGGGUUUUGAUGCGUAUGAGAGAGGAGAGAGAUGGUUGUGGCAGUGGCUAUGGUGGUGAGAGUUAACCAGAGAGAGAAAGGUGGGUUAAGAUUAACCAAAAGAGAGAGAUAAAACGUGCUGAGAAGAGAGAGAAAAGAGGCACGAUGUUGCCGGCUCAGCCCUCCACCUUCUCUCCUCAAUUGCCUGCCGGAGAGCAUGAAAAGGGUUGAUAGGGGAGGUAAAGAUGGGAUGGUGGUGGAUUCUGGGACGACCUUCACGAUGUUGCCGGCGGCUUGGACAGCCGGUUCUUCGCCCGCCGGUGAGUGAAGGGGAAGAAGGGGAAUUUUGGGUCUGCGACGUGGUGGAUGUAGUGAGAGAAAGAGAACAGGAUGAGGAAUACAGCUGUGCAAAAUCUAUUGGCUUGUGAUGCCAUGUCAUCAAAGUGACGUGGAACCUCAAUUGCUGCCAAAUAAUUUCUUCCUUGGGGUGGACCAUAUGUCCACUUGUCUUUGUCUUUGUCUUUGGAGUAGGCAUAGGGAUGAUUCUGAUGCCUAUAAUACAGCCUAUGUAUGUAUGUUAAAAGUUAUAACAGAGACGCUUCAUGUAAGAGAGAGAGAGAGAGAGAGAGAGAGAGAGAUGGCGCAGUCUAUUGAGAGAGAGAGAGUAUGCGUGAUAGGUGGCGGAGGGUAUGUGGCAUCAUGGGUGGUGAAUUUUCUACUUUCAAAGGGCUACAUGGUCCAUGCAACUGUUAGAGACCCCUGUGAUGAAAGAAAGAAUGGUCAUUUGAAGAAACUGAAAAACGCUUCGGAAAAUCUGCAACUCUUCAAGACAGAUUUGCUAGACUAUGAAGGUCUCUGUGCUGCCAUUGCUGGAUGCACCGGGGUUUUCCAUGUUGCCAAUUUAGUCCCUUCUGACGUGCCUAAUCCCGGGGCAGAACUCCUUGAACCAGCUAUAACCGGUAUGCGCAAUGCAGAACUCCUUGAACCAGCUAUAACCGGUAUGCGCAAUGUAUUAAAUGCUUGCCUGAAUUCUAAAGUGAAAAAAGUUGUGUUUGUGUCAUCUGUUGGUGCCGUUAUCUUCAACCCUAAUUGGCCCGAGGAUCAGGCCAUGGACGAAAACUGUUGGACGGAUGGGGAAUAUUGCAAAACAGCUGAGUUAUGGUAUUGGCUUGCCAAAACUUUAGCAGAGAGUGAGGCUCUGGAGUAUGCAAGAAGAAAUGAAAUCAACAUUGUAACAGUGUGUCCAAGCAGUUGCAUAGGGCCAACGCUGCAGUCCACAAGGACUGCUAGUAGCUUAAAUCUCCUGCCCCAUUUGAAAGGUGGAAAGGAAUCCGUGGAAGACGAAGAUCUUGUUUUUGCAGAUGUGCGUGAUGUGGCCGAUGCAAUCCUCCUGGCAUAUGAAAAGCCUGAAGCAGAGGGGAGAUAUAUAUGUUCAUCACACACACUUCGAUCUAGGGUUUUGGUGGAAAAGUUGAAGAGCAUGUAUCCCAACUACAAUUACCCAAAAAGUUUUACCGAAACAAAGCGGGAUAUAAAGAUUAGUUCGAAGAAGUUGCAGAAUUUGGGAUGGAAGUCUAGGCCAUUAGAAGAGACCAUUGUCGACACUGUUAAAAGCUACGAGGAGAGUGGUUUAUUGGGUAAUGAAUAGCAACAUAUGUUGCAGAAAUGUAUCUUUUACUAUGUGUUUAUCUUUUUCUACAAGGUGCCUUUCUGUUGAAGCUUUCAUCUCUAGUUUCUUUUUAUUAUAUAAUAAGUUGUAAUGUAAAAGAAAAAAUUUCAAAGUUUCAAUUUUAAGUGUUCAAUUCUGUGUUUACUGAACCAUAUAUGGAAAGUAAUUGGCUGUG
This is a messenger RNA of Cornus florida, 2918 nucleotides long. Its product is annotated as cinnamoyl-CoA reductase 2-like. The transcript is spliced from 7 exons. Lineage: Eukaryota; Viridiplantae; Streptophyta; Magnoliopsida; Cornales; Cornaceae. Gene Ontology annotation, molecular function: oxidoreductase activity, acting on the CH-OH group of donors, NAD or NADP as acceptor. The record is from RefSeq and is a predicted model, not a curated record. The coding region runs from base 1502 to 2722 and encodes 406 amino acids.